UGUUCACAACGGUGCUCCCUCCAUAGGGCUUUUUACCUCUUCUCUCCUUUUUUGUUUUAACUAGUAUGGAAAGUAGACAACAAUGGCUUACCAGACUGAAAAAUGAACUUAGCAACAGCCCACUGGCGUCAAAUGUGGCUUUCGGCUUUAUCCUCAUGGGACUGGAGAAGUUGGUAGAGCUCGAGUUUGAGUGUCCUUGUAACCCUACAUGGAACGGAGUGUUUUCCUCAGCCUUCUUCAUCAUUCCUGCCGUCAUGGCCUUCACUCUCAUGCUGAUCAUCCAGGGGUGCAGGUGUGAUACUUGGUGCAAGAAAUCGGUGUCCCUAUCCAGCUUUGUUCCUGCGAUCGUGUGGCUGAUCUUGUUGUUCCUAGACGGCCAGUACUUUGCAUGUGCAAUGACAGACUGGAAGGGGAGAUUUGUCCUCGUUGACAAAGCGGCGCCGCAGAAAUGGUGCGAACCAACUAGCGAGGGAGAUGUCCCACCGCAAGAACUCAUGCUGCGCUCACAGCAGCUUUUUGUGGUGUCUCAGGUUAUAGGUAUAUUUCUGCUCAUAUUCAUCUGUGUGGGACUGGUAGUGUAUGUGGUCAGAGAGAGCUGUCACCAGGAAGCAGAGCAGCAGGAGAGCAACGUAGCGGAGCUCAGGAUGCUCACGGUGAGCUCUUUACGGACCCGGACGUAG
Hypomesus transpacificus is the source of this 680-nucleotide messenger RNA. Its product is annotated as calcium homeostasis modulator protein 6. NCBI's taxonomy places the organism in Eukaryota, Metazoa, Chordata, Actinopteri, Osmeriformes, Osmeridae. The coding region runs from base 66 to 680 and encodes 204 amino acids. Gene Ontology annotation, molecular function: monoatomic cation channel activity. The record is from RefSeq and is a predicted model, not a curated record. The transcript has 2 exons.